AUGGCCAGAGGCCUUGGGGCCCCCCACUGGGGUGCCGUGGGACUGCUGACCUGGGCGGCCUUGGGGCUGCUGGUGGCCGGACACGGGGGUCAUGGCGAUCUACAGGACGACCUGCACGAGGACUUCCAUGGGCACAGCCACAGGCACUCGCAUGAGGAUUUCCACCAUGGACACAGCCAUGCCCAUGGCCACACUCACGAGAGCAUCUGGCAUGGACAUAGCCACGGUCAUGACCAUGGACAUUCACAUGAAGAUUUGCUCCAUGACCAUAGUCAUGGCCACCCCCAUGAGAACCUCUACCACAAAGAACAUGAACAUGACCGUGAACAUAGCCAUGGAGGCAUCAAACAGGACCUGGACACUGUCACUCUUUGGGCUUAUGCUCUUGGCGCCACAGUGCUGAUCUCUGCAGCUCCAUUUCUCAUCCUCUUUCUUAUCCCGGUGGAGUCAAAUUCCCCCCAUCGUCGCCAUCUGCUCCAGAUCUUGCUUAGUUUUGCUUCAGGGGGCCUUCUGGGAGAUGCCUUUCUGCACCUCAUUCCUCAUGCCUUGGAGCCUCAUUCUCGCCACCCUGUGGAGCACACAGCUGGUCAUGGACAUUCCCACAGUGGUCAGGGCCCCAUUCUGUCUGUGGGUCUAUGGGUCCUCGGUGGAAUUGUUGCCUUUCUCAUGGUGGAGAAGUUUGUAAGACAUGUGAAAGGAGGACAUGGACACACUCAUGGCCAUGCACAUGGAAGUCAUGGCUAUAGAAACCAGGAUUGUUCUUCAAAGGAGAAGCAUAAUUCAGAGGAAGAAGGCAAAGACACAGGAGGUGCACGGAAGAGAAAAGGAGGGAACACGGGACCCAAAGAUGGGCCAAUGAAACCGCAGAAUCUUGAAGAAGAACCAGCAGGCUCAGACCUGCGUGUGUCAGGAUACCUGAAUCUGGCUGCUGAUCUGGCACACAACUUCACAGAUGGUCUGGCGAUUGGUGCUUCAUUUCGAGGAGGCCGGGGGCUGGGGAUCUUGACCACUAUGACUGUCCUGCUGCAUGAAGUGCCACAUGAAAUUGGGGAUUUUGCCAUCUUGGUCCAGUCUGGCUGCAGCAAAAAGCAGGCAAUGCGUCUACAGCUGGUGACGGCAAUAGGGGCACUGGUGGGCACAGUGUGUGCCCUCCUUACUGAAGGAGGGGCAGUAGGCAGUGAUAUUUCAGAUGGUACAAGUCCUGGCUGGGUGUUGCCAUUCACUGCAGGUGGCUUCAUCUAUGUAGCAACUGUGUCUGUGUUACCAGAGUUGUUGAGGGAAGUAUCACCAAUGCAGUCACUCCUGGAGGUGCUGGGGCUCCUAGCUGGAGUUGUCAUGAUGGUUUUGAUUGCCCACCUUGAGUGA
Molecule: messenger RNA, 1365 nt
Organism: Elephantulus edwardii (Cape elephant shrew)
Lineage: Eukaryota; Metazoa; Chordata; Mammalia; Macroscelidea; Macroscelididae
Gene: SLC39A7
Product: solute carrier family 39 (zinc transporter), member 7
Exons: 7
Coding region: 1-1365 (454 amino acids)
Biological process (GO): intracellular zinc ion homeostasis; zinc ion transmembrane transport
Cellular component (GO): membrane
Molecular function (GO): zinc ion transmembrane transporter activity
Source: RefSeq, a predicted model, not a curated record